CACGCGCACACACACACACACUCACACGAGUCUUGUUUCUCACCAGAGACGGUUUAGUCACCCAGCAAGCCAGACAGAAGACGGUCGACCCGACGUGUGCCACCUUUUUGGAGAAGAAGUCAAAAAGCGCAGCCAUGGGGAAAGGAUGCAUCACAGUCACCAAGUACUUUCUAUUUCUCUUCAACCUCCUCUUCUUUAUCUCCGGAGCGUUGAUCAUGGGCUUUGGCCUGUGGGUCCUCUUCGAUAACCAGAGCUUCAUUGCAGUUCUACAAGAAUCGUCAGACACAGUGAAAGUGGCUUCCUACAUUCUCAUCGGAGUGGGGUCCUUGUCAAUGGCCAUGGGCUUCUUCGGCUGCCUUGGAGCGAUCUACGAAAUCCGUUGUCUGCUGGGUCUGUACUUCACCUGCCUCCUACUCAUCCUCAUCGCCCAGGUUACUGCUGGAGUUCUCAUCUACUUCCAAAGAGAUCGGUUAAAGUAUGAAAUGUCCAACAUCAUGAAGGGCAUGAUAAUCAACUACACUGGCCAGAAUAGGACCACAGAGCACACCUGGGACUACAUUCAGAAGACGAUGGAGUGCUGUGGAUGGACUGGUCCAGGCAACUGGUCUGAGAACAUUUUGAUCAAGAACAGCUCCCAGAUCCUCUACUCAUGCUCCUGUCGCAAUGCAUCCUUGCCUGGCACGGACAUCAGGGACGUGGGCCUGUGUGAGCAACUGUCCACAGAAACACCCGUCUAUGAAACGGGCUGUGUUACCAGUGUGGAGAAAUGGCUCCAGGACAACUAUGGAGUUAUUCUGGGAAUCUGUGGCAGUGUGGCAGUCAUAGAGCUCCUCGGGAUGAUCCUCUCCAUGUGUCUCUGCAAGAGUGUCGUCCAGGAAUAUUACACCAAAGUACCGAAGUACUGAGCUGAAGACAGAGCGAGCUUCACACCACACACAGAUGGAUGGACUUUUUCCCCUUCUCUCUCUCUCUCUCUCUCUCUUUCUCUCUCUCUCUCCCCAAGUCUCACACUCUCACAUUCUCAUGAACACACACACAAAUUAAGACAGCUGUCUCCACCAUUUCAGCUUCUCCUUCCUUGACAGCUGUGCAAAAUUCUCACACCUCAUAUGUCAUACAUAACACACGUACACACACACACACACACAUCCCUAUCGAGUUUUGACACACUUGUUGGACAUGUGUCCACAAGUUACCAUUCUUGUCUUAUCAUUUUGUGUUUUUUUUGAGGAGACAUUUGUGAUGUUGGUUAUAUGUUUUGGUGGAAACCUGCGAAUUGUUCAGUUUAAUACGCUGCAAAUGUUCAUUUCUGAGUUGUUUUUGUUUUCCUUGACUGACCUCAAUGAAUCGCUUCACAUAGUUAGUAGAGAGAGCACUUUAGUGACAUUUGGUGAGCUGAGAGCCGGAGCACCUUCUGCCUCUGGGGCAUGGAGAUGAGAGGGAGACGGAGGGUGUGGGCGGGUGGGUGCAUGGUGGUGGUGGACGUUCUCAAAGGAUUAAUCCCACUUUGUGAUUGUGCAGCUGGUAUUUUUGGUGCAGAGGGUGGAGGAGAGGCCCAGGGCUGAGCCGGGGCAGGGCUGCUGUGGUGGAGGUUUUGGCUUCUGUCAUCAGCUCCUUGUACCCAGAAGCCCUGAUAUUAACCUCCAUUUACACCCACCACCACCACCUCCUCCUUCCUUCCUCCCUCCAUCUGUCAUCUGUUAGCAUCUCUGUCCUCCUCUCGGGUGUGUCUGACUGGUAACCAGUAGCUUUCCAAGAUGAUUAGUUUUGCAUGAAGUAAGUGUGUGUACGUGUUGAGUGGGUAUUUUCUUUUUCAAAUUUUCAUGUCAUCAUUUUUUUUUUAUAACUGUAUAUAUGACUGGUAUGGUAUUAUGGCACUUCAGUGCUUUUUCAGUGUUUCAUAUGAGAACGCUGUCACCUACAUGCUCUUGUUUUAAGAGUCCUAUUGUUCUACGUUUCCUGACUAUUGUUUAUGAUGUACAAAAUGUGCCUGCCACAGCGCCUCGUAAGCACUAUUUUGGUCUGAAUCUGAGAAAUUUGAUCCCUUAGAGUGAAUCUGUCAUCACUCUUGAAGCUGUAUUUUCAUUUCUGUAACAUUGCAUGAGUUUGUGAACAGACAACGUAGCUUGCCGAGUUAUUUAUCAACUCAUGCUCUUUGCUAAAAAAGAAUAAUAUGUUUUUCACUAAUGUUACUUUGAGUUUCCCCAUCCCACUUCUCAUCAUCUCAGUUCCUCCACUUUAAACACGUUAUUGUUGCUGAAUUCAUGGUUAAUAUAGUAGAUAGAUUGCACUUUUUAUGUGGUUUAUAUCUUAACAUGAGUCAUUUUUCUACCACUGCAAUGACACAAGGGCAGAAAGUGUUACAAAAAGAAUUGUCAGCCUCUAUUUUAUGACCUGCCAAAUUGAAACGUUAAUUUAUCUUAAUAAUGGAUGAAGGCUUUUUAUUGUGUGUUUAAGAUAUUUUUACACUUACAAAAAAUAAAUAUUGUUUAGUAGAAUAAAUAUAGUAAGACAUGUUUAAAAAUAAGUGUUUUUUAUUAUUAUUAUUGAGGAUUAUUAAUAAACCUGAACCCAAUAGAAUCCAUCGCA
Messenger RNA from Cyclopterus lumpus (lumpfish), 2589 nucleotides. It is a transcript of the gene cd82b, whose product is annotated as CD82 molecule b. Lineage: Eukaryota; Metazoa; Chordata; Actinopteri; Perciformes; Cyclopteridae. The transcript is spliced from 9 exons. Gene Ontology annotation, cellular component: membrane. The record is from RefSeq and is a predicted model, not a curated record. The coding region runs from base 135 to 905 and encodes 256 amino acids.